Molecule: messenger RNA, 1302 nt
Organism: Lotus japonicus
Lineage: Eukaryota; Viridiplantae; Streptophyta; Magnoliopsida; Fabales; Fabaceae
Product: aspartic proteinase CDR1-like
Exons: 1
Coding region: 1-1302 (433 amino acids)
Cellular component (GO): extracellular region
Source: RefSeq, a predicted model, not a curated record
AUGACACCUUGUUCAGUUCUUACCCUUUUGCUCUGCCUUUAUUGUAUCACCUCUCACGCUCAUUCUCUAAACAAUGGAUUUAGCGUCGAACUCGUCCACCGUGACUCUUUGAAAUCGCCAUUGCAUCGUCCCUCAGAAUCUCAAUUCCAAAAGGUGGCAAAUUCCAUGCGACGCUCCAUCGGCCGUGCGGCCAAACGUUUCAAUAAGGCUAAUUACGCCCCUAUAAACAUACCUGAAUCAUCUGUAAGCCCAGAUAGCGUUGGCGAAUACAUCAUGAGUUAUUCCAUUGGCACGCCACUGGUUAAGGUCUUUGGCGAUUUCGAUACGGGAAGUGAAGUUGUUUGGUUGCAGUGCAACCCUUGUGAAAAAUGUUACAAUCAAACCACAUCACCAAUAUUUGAUCCUUCAAAAUCCACAACAUACACAAGCAUUCCUUGCGCUUCUGAGUUAUGUAAGUCUUUCAGUGAUACCUAUUGUGAAAAAACUACGUGUGAAUAUAAUAUUACAUAUGCUGAUGGGACAUACACAAAAGGAGAUAUCGGUGUGGAUACUCUAACUUUGGACUCCACCAAUGGCUCUCUUAUCUCAUUUCCAAGAACAGUGAUAGGAUGUGGGCAUAACAAUGCAGGGUUUGAGAAGGAAACCUCUGGUGUAGUUGGAAUUGGAGUUGGGCCUGUGUCCCUUAUAUCUCAAUUGGGCUCUUCAAUUCAUGGCUUCUCUUAUUGUUUGGUACCGAUUUUUUCAAACUCGAACGUCUCAAGCAAACUCAAUUUUGGAGAUGAUGUUGUGAUUUCAGGUAAUGGGUCUGUCAAUGUUCCCAUAGUUCCUGGUAGUGACAAAAUAUUUUACUACUUUAAUUUGGAAGCAUUUAGUGUGGGUGACAAGAGAGUAGAGUUUGGAAACUCCUCUUCGGGCGGCGAUGAGGGCAAUAUCAUAAUUGACACAGGCACGGUGCUGACCCUUCUUCCGCCCGAUGAUUAUUCUCGGUUGGAAUCGGCUGUGGCGGAUGCGGUUAAAUUGGAGCGUGUUCAAGAUCCUAACAAAGUGUUAAGCCUUUGCUACAAAGCUACAUUGAAACAAUUGGAGUUUGUGAAAGUCACUGCACAUUUUAAAGGUGCAGAUCUUCAGCUGAAUUCUCUAAAUACUUUUGUUGAAGUUAGUGAUGGAAUUAAUUGCUUGGCUUUUACUGCAUCUGAUAUUGGUGCUACCUUUGGGAACUUGGCGCAGCAGAACUUCUUAAUUGGCUACGACCUCCAGAAGAAAAUUGUCACUUUUAAACCCACAGAUUGCACCAAGGAGUGA